Messenger RNA from Cariama cristata (Red-legged seriema), 2214 nucleotides. RefSeq names its product germinal-center associated nuclear protein-like. The transcript is spliced from 12 exons. The record is from RefSeq and is a predicted model, not a curated record. Bases 49 to 2214 code for a protein of 721 amino acids. Lineage: Eukaryota; Metazoa; Chordata; Aves; Cariamiformes; Cariamidae.
CAAAGGUGGAGGGAGGCAGUGGCAGCUCGAACAAAGCUGAAACAUCAAAUGAGGGCGUUUCCAGCUGCUCCCUGUUACGCAGAUCCAAAAAAUAAACUGAAAGCACUGUCUCCCAGUGCUGAGUGGCCUAUAGCCAUGGAGAACUUGUGCAAAAGAAUUGUGAACCUGGGGAACGGAGGAAAGCUGGGGAUCUCUUGCACAAGAUUGAAUUGGCUGAGAAACAAGACAGUGCAUGAAAUUAAAGUUCAGCACUUCUACCAGCAAUUGUUAAGUGAUUUAGCUUGGACUCCCCUGGAUCUUGUCUCAUUAAUCACUGAACAUAUUCCAGUUCGACAAGAACAGGUUUUUUGGAAAGUGCUGUUGGUUUUGCCAAAUGAUGAUGAAUAUGCAGAGGAUGAUCCCAACAGGGUACUGGUGGAUUGGUUGAAAGCCAAAUUUAUGGGAGACAAAAGCUGGAAGAAAAACACUUCACGUGCAGAAGGCAAAAUUCAAACGCUGACAUUAUUUAAUUCUCUUGGCAUGCAAGGGAGCAGAAGCGUUAAAGUCAGUGUGUGUAUAAAGGUGGCACAUGGUACACUCUCUGACGCUGAGCUUGAUAUGGCUGAGAUGCAAAAAGACUUGCUUGGAACCAGUGGUCUCAUUCUUCUUCUGCCCCCUCGAGUUAAGAGUGAAGAUGUUGCGGAAGAUGAUGUUUAUUGGCUUUCGGCCUUGCUGCAGUUGAAACAGUUGCUUCAGGCCAAACCUUUCCACCCAAUAGUUCCGCUGGUGGUUCUAGUCCCCGGGCAGGAAGAGGAGGCUGCAGAGAAAGAAGUUGAAGAAGGUUUGAUGCUGCAGGAUUUGAUUUCAGCCCAGCUUAUUUCAGACUACACCAUUGUUGAGCUCCCAGGUUGUAUCAAUGACUUACAAGGCACCAGAAGGAUCUCUGCAGCUGUGGGCUGGCUGGUUUCCCAGUGCCCUGACUUGCUUGAGCUCUGCAGUCAGACCCUUCGGGAGUACAUUGAGGAUGGGAUUGAUGGUGAAUUUGGCAAGCGCUUCUACUAUGACUGGAAGGAGAGGCGUUUAGCUGGCCUGCCAUCUCAGGAGCCUGGGGUCAUCAUAGAGCUGUACAACAGCGUGCUGCAGUUCCUUUCGGAUGUGGCAUCCUCCGAGCACCUUAGUGACUUGUCUUGGCCUGUUACCGAGUUUUCAGAGCCUGGGGGUAACAAGGUGUUGCCCCACCUGCAAUGGAACACGCCUGAUCACCUGGCCUGGCUGAAGAAGGCUGUGCUGUCCUUCCAGAUCCCGUACCUAGAUCUGCCUCCAUUAGGUGCUCCUUGGCGUCCUGUUUGCCGCAUGAUUUUUCAGUAUGUGUCUCAGAUUGCUAGUUCUUCCCAUACUCAGCCACUGAUCCAGUCUCAAGUGGAGAAUCUGCUGAGCAAAACUUACCAGAAGUGGAAAAACAGAACAUCUGGGAACUCUGAUGAAGAUGGACCUUCUGUUGAUGAGAUCCCUUGGGAUGAUAUCUUGGUAGUCUGCAUUGAUCAUAAACUGAGAGACUGGAAACAACCCAAACUGCCUAUUGCUCCAGAAGCAGUAAGUGAAGAUGGUGAGAUUCGUGUGUACUUCUUCAGGGAGCAUUUAAAGAACUUCACUCUCCCUUUUUCAUGGGAACAAGCCAGACUAUGCACACAGGAGGAGAUCCGGCGAGGCUACGAGAGGUCAAGGGUAAAAUCUCCCAACUCUUUUAAGAAACCCUAUAGCAUCUCCAUGAUACCAGGUCAAUAUGGUUCUGACAUGAGCAUGCUGUUAGCUCAAGAAAAGAGCAUUCCAAGUGCAGAUGCAGUCACAGACACAGCCUCAGCCCAGGAACUUCUCCCAGAGCGUCUGUUGGCACAGUUGCAGCUGGAGAAAAUAGAAAGCAGGAGGUUUGAAGAACAGUUGCAGCAAUGUCUAGCUGAGGACACUGAGCCCCUUGGUGACUUCUUAGGUCUUCCUCUCUACCUCCCCCAGUCUUUGGUCUGCAGCCCAACUGUCACCUGUCCGUCGAUGAAGAGUCCUGUGUCAUCUGCUCAAGAUGCUGGGAGUCAAGAGGGAUGCAAGCUUUUGGUGGAGGAGCUAAGCCCCAUGCUGUCGGACAGACUGAAACACUUGAAGCAGCUCCUCAGGGCAAACAAGGAGGGUGAAGUUGCCUCUGAGCUCCACCUGUCUGCUCUGGUGGACAUGGUGGAUAUCUGA